AGGCACUUAUGAAUAACUUUGGAUUCCAAGUUACAGCAGAGGCGGGAGAACAGCCGGUGCUUCUACCGGCGGCACCCUCAAAUAACAAAGAAAUGAAGAAGCGCAAAGGUGCUCCAGUGGGACAAAGGAAUGCAUAUCAGAUAUUCCUCAAGAAGGAGUGUGCUCGAUUGAGAGCUUGUCGUGAGGCCUCCUUAGAUGGCACAAAUAUCCGACGCAAGGCUACUGAUGCAUGGAAGAACAUGUCUGAGAUUGAGAAACAGCCAUAUGUGGAUGAAAGCAAGAAGAGCAAGGAAAAAUAUAAGGAGGAAGCAAAUGAAGCAAUGAUCACUAACAAUAAGCAGCCGAGCGUGGAAGAUGUCAAGGAAGAAAACAGGACUAGUUUCUGUGGUGAUUAUCGCGUAACAUCACAACCUGAGGCAGAUAACUCACUUGUCAAUGCACAACUUGGCAUAACUCUUAAAAUGGCUGUAGAAGUACCCAAGGAGUCCUUAGAGGAAUGGGAUACUUAUUUGUCACUAGAUUUACCAACUGGUGAAUCCAAGUAACUCUACUAACUCUAGUUUAUGAUCGGUUAGUCUUUUUUCUCUUUUGAGGCAAUGACUCUGCAUCCAGCAGUUUUGUCCCUUUUUUAGACUCAAAACCAAGCUACUAGGUUUAUAUGGUUUUGAAACAGCAGCAACAGACUUGGAAUGGCUGAAUAGCAUGUUUCCUCGCCUCUUUCACUAGUGAAUUAUGUAUAUAUUAAAGGCUUUAAGUGUAAUGGCUGGAUAGGCCUCUUUCACCAGUGAAGUAUGUAUGUAUUGAAGGCUUUAACUGUUAAGUGUAACUCAAACUCAUGGUUUUGAAAUAGCAGUAACAUGGUUGGAAUGGCUGGAUAUGCCUAUUUCACUAGUGAUGUAUAUAUUAAAGGCUUUUAGUGUAACUCAAACUUUUUUUUUUUUUUUUGAAUUUAGGUGCACGCAUAUUUUUCUUUUUCUUUAUUGGAAGUUGGAACUAAUGAGUAUUGAGGUCAUUCCAGUUAAGCCGUGUAGAUAAAAAUAAAUUAUAAUCUAAAUAAAUAAAAUAAUGAAACUUAACGAUAAAAAUUAGAUCCACUAGGGUUCUCAUGUUUCACCGAUAAAAUUUUGACAUGUCAAUUUAAAAAGUGUGUAAG
This is a messenger RNA of Lotus japonicus, 1153 nucleotides long. RefSeq lists its product as uncharacterized. The transcript has 2 exons. The record is from RefSeq and is a predicted model, not a curated record. Bases 9 to 545 code for a protein of 178 amino acids. NCBI's taxonomy places the organism in Eukaryota, Viridiplantae, Streptophyta, Magnoliopsida, Fabales, Fabaceae.